CAGUUAUUUAAAGGCAAUAAAUAAACAAAGUAUAUUGGGGUCGAAGACACGAAACUGAUAUUUUGUGUCUGUCAAAUUCACAUUUUCAUACACGUCGUAUUUUAUCUAUACAAUCAAUGAACGUGGAAAAAGCUGUUCAUUAAGGGAGAUUGGGAUGGAUCUAAUGGUCAUCGGCUUGGGAAGCGGAAUAGUGAUUUUUACUGUUUUAGCUAUGAUCCUGUUGUGCUUUCUCUGCUAUCGACAAAAGAACAGGGAUCUUACAAACGCCGAAAUUCCUGUUUCUCGAACAGCCUACGCAGAUCCUACUGACGCCAUAACGGUGAAGCGAUCUUCAACGUACUCCACGCCCUAUGAUCAGUGGAAAUCACAGAAUGGGGUGAUGUUCGUCCGCAAUAUCUCCCAGAAAAAGAAUCCUGGGUAUUAUAAUGUCGAUGUUCAGGACGGACUGUGUGAACGGGUGAAGCCGCCAAAAAAAAGCAAGGGCUCACAUCGAGAGUACCUUAACGUGGAGCUGAAGGACUCCAAAAAGAGUAACAAGAACGCUCAGAAAGAGUUCUGGGACGCUCAUGUUCAAAACAAUUCUACAGCACCGGAAAAAUCACAAAGUGCACCAGAAACUCAACGGAAUGAUGAGGUUCCGGUCCGAAUCGAAAGUAAGCGAAACGAUCUACCGACACCAUAUUCCUGUAUAGAACUCCAGUAAACACGUCACACAUAUACACACCCUCUUGUUUCCAAGUAAAUAUUAGGAAUUUACAGAACGCUGAACAAGUGUCAAUGAAAUAAAGAAUUGUUUAUUUUCAAAAAAAAAAAUCACUAAACACAGAAUCUAUUCUCGAUGUACAUGAAUGAUGGGAGAUUCAAGAAAGAAAAUGGUUUCCUUUCC
Ostrea edulis (European flat oyster) is the source of this 886-nucleotide messenger RNA. RefSeq lists its product as uncharacterized. The record is from RefSeq and is a predicted model, not a curated record. The coding region runs from base 155 to 703 and encodes 182 amino acids. The transcript has 3 exons. Lineage: Eukaryota; Metazoa; Mollusca; Bivalvia; Ostreida; Ostreidae.